UCUUCGAGCAACGCGAUCGAAAAAGGCUACCGGGCAUACUACAAUAUAUUUUUAAUAAGGUCAUAUAAAUUUGGUCAUUUAUACAAGUACUUGCGACAAAUUAUAUUCAUUGCAAUCAAAUGUACCAAUAUCAAGCAGGUGACAACAAUGGCGCCUAUCCGGAUGCGGAGGCGGACAAGAACUUUUCAUUCGAUGAUCAGAGCAUACGAAAAGGAUUCAUCCGCAAAGUCUACCUCAUUUUAAUGUGCCAACUUCUGAUCACUUUUGGAUUCGUAAGCGUUUUCACGUUCUCGAAAGCCACACAGGACUGGACUAUGCAGCAUCCGUCGCUCUUCUGGAUUGCUCUGGCAGUGCUCAUAGUGACCAUGAUCUGCAUGGCCUGCUGUGAGAGCGUGCGCCGAAAGACGCCAAUUAAUUUCAUCUUCCUGUUCCUCUUCACGCUGGCCGAAUCCUUUUUGCUGGGCAUAGUUGCCGGACAAUAUCAGGCUGAUGAGGUCCUGAUGGCUGUCGGCAUCACGGCAGCUGUGAGCUUAGGACUGACGCUGUUUGCACUGCAAACAAAAUACGAUUUCACGAUGUGUGGAGGAGUGUUGGUCGCCUGCCUGGUGGUCUUCAUCAUUUUCGGCAUCAUUGCUAUCUUCAUACCUGGAAAGAUCAUCGGACUUGUCUACGCCUCGUUGGGUGCUCUGCUCUUCUCCGUUUAUUUGGUGUACGACACGCAACUGAUGCUCGGUGGGAAUCAUAAGUACUCGAUCAGUCCGGAGGAGUACAUUUUUGCAGCUCUGAAUCUUUAUCUGGACAUCAUCAACAUCUUCAUGUACAUACUUACCAUUAUUGGGCUUGCUCGCAACUAAAUGGGAGCUCACCUAAUCUAUUUAUUAUAUAAGCUAACCGAGAUUACGUGCUAGUGUCGAGUGGAGAACGACACGAAAGAAAUAAAACUAAACAACGAAUUCAACAUG
Molecule: messenger RNA, 962 nt
Organism: Scaptodrosophila lebanonensis
Lineage: Eukaryota; Metazoa; Arthropoda; Insecta; Diptera; Drosophilidae
Gene: Lfg
Product: protein lifeguard 1
Exons: 3
Coding region: 120-854 (244 amino acids)
Cellular component (GO): membrane
Source: RefSeq, a predicted model, not a curated record